Molecule: messenger RNA, 2067 nt
Organism: Eutrema salsugineum
Lineage: Eukaryota; Viridiplantae; Streptophyta; Magnoliopsida; Brassicales; Brassicaceae
Product: golgin subfamily A member 6-like protein 22
Exons: 9
Coding region: 112-1947 (611 amino acids)
Cellular component (GO): cytosol; ribonucleoprotein complex
Molecular function (GO): mRNA binding
Source: RefSeq, a predicted model, not a curated record
CUCGCUCGGAAUCGCCGUUGGAGUGGGUCUGGUAAUCACUACCCAAAGAAACUUACCUCUCGCUAGAGUUUCAGGUUAAAUGGGUAGGGAAAUUGCUUAAUCUCUGAACCGAUGGAUCCUCCUCCACGACCACCUGCUAAAGAGGUGGGGAAUGAAUUUGCAAAAGAUUACUAUACCGUCUUGAAAGAUUAUCCGCAGCAACUCCGUGGGGUUUAUCAAGAUUCCAGUAAGAUUGGACGGACUAGAAACGAUGGAAUGAUGCGUUUAAACACCUUAUCGAAUAUAGACGAUGAGAAUCUUAGUGGAGGUUUUGGUUCGGUGGAGGUAACCAGUAUCAUUUCCCGAGACUGUCAAGAUGGUGUUGUCUUGGUUGUUGUCUGUGGCUACUCCACUCAAAAAGAGACACUUGAAAUGAUGAAGAACUUCAUCCAAGUUUUCUUUCUUGCUCCCCAAGAAGCCGAGGGCUACGUUGUUUUGAUUGACAUUCUCCAAUUUGAUGACCAGACGAUUGUUUCUGCUAGUAAUAAUGUCGUAGAGGAGAGAGUUUCAGAAAAGGAGGUCGCUCGCAAAGAAGUUGCAGAUUGUUUACUGAGAGCUUUUGAACAAAAAGAUGGACUCGAAGAUUUGUCUAAGAUAUCUGAUGCCUCUGCUGCGAUACAAAAAUGUCAAGAUCAACAUCCGUCUUGUGAUCCUUCUCCAGAGAUAAAAGCUGAUGAUAAAACUGAAAAUGGAAACAAUCACGAGGAUCAAGCGGUAACUGAGGGUACGGGAGUUUGCGUUAAAGUUCUUCCUCCACAUGCUACCAUUGAAUCGGUUCAAAAUGCAUUUAAGGAGUUUGGAGCAAUUAGAGGAAAUGGAAUUCAAGUUGUUUUUAACAGAUUGGGCUAUAAAAUUGGUUUUAUGGAGUUUGAGGAAGCAAAUGCUGCCCGGAAGGCAAUAGAGGCGUCCCCUGUGAUUGUUCUUGGGCGAGAAGUUCUUGUAAUGCCGAAGAAGCGAAGAUUUUAUGACUUUUGGGAAUGGCGGAAGUUGAAGGAGGAAGAAAGUAGACGUCAGGGGGAAGAGGGAGGAACAUUAGUUGAUCACUCUUGGGACGUUGAGCAGGUAAUGGAGGAGUAUAGAAAGUUUCAGGAGGAGCAGAGGAAGCUUGAGGAGGAACAAAGUAAGCAUCAGGAGGAAGAGAGAGGAACAAGAGUUGAUCAUUCGUGGAACUAUGAGACAAAAGUUAAGGACUUUUGGGACUGGCAGAGGUCAAAGGAGGAACAAAGUAAGCUUCAGGAGAUAGAAAGAGGAACAGGAGUGUAUCAUGCUCGGAACCAUGAGCAAGUACUGAAGACACAGAGGAAGCUUUGGGAGGAAAAGAUGACGAUUCACGAGAAGAAGGAGGAGUUCCAGGAAGAAAAGACGAAGUUUCAGGAGGAAAAGAUGAAGCUUCAGGAGGAAAGGAUGAAGUUGAAGCUUCAGGAAGAAAAGAUGAAGUUUCAGGAGGAAAAGAUAAAGCUUCAGGAGGAAAGGACAAAGCUUCAGGAGGAAAGGAUUCAGGAAGAAAAGAUAAAGCUUCAGGAGGAAAGGACAAAGCUUCAGGAGGAAAAGAUAAAGCUUCAAGAGGAAAGGAUUCAGGAAGAAAAGAUAAAGCUUCAGGAGGAAAAGAUAAAGCUUCAAGAGAAAAGGAUUCAGGAAGAAAAGAUGAAGCUUCAGGAGGAAAUGAUGAAGUUUCAGGAGGAAAAGAUGACGAUUCACGAGAAGAAGGUGGAGUUCCAGGAAGAAAAGACGAAGUUUCAGGAAGAAAAGAUGAAGCUUCAGGAGGAAAAGAUAAAGCUGAAGCUUCAGGAGGAAAAGAUAAAGCUUCAUGAGAAAAGGAUUCAGGAAGAAAAGAUGAAGCUUCAGGAGGAAAUGAUGAAGUUUCAGGAAGAAGAAGAGAAUCACAACUGGACGUGUCUAGUAAUGUAGAUAGAGGAGGGGAUUUACAUGCAUAUAUGGGUGUGUAGUGAUAGAAUCUUAACAACUGAUUAGACUAAAAACAGUAGGAGAGGUUUUUGGUUCAUGUAGUGGUAAAAGUGAUUUGAUAUA